AUGAUUUUACCAAAUUAUUUAAUUUCCAAAAUUUUAAAUUAUUUAAUUUUCCACGAAUACCAAUAUGAAAUAAAUUAUAUUAGUUUAGAUAAAAAUUAUUUUGAUAAUAAUUAUUAUAUUUGUGAACAUUUUCCAGCUUCACAUAUACUUUCCUAUGGAUUAGUUUGUAAAGAAUUAUUUGAAAUAGUUUCAAGUUUAAUAACUAUUACAUCAAGAUUAUCAUUCAAAUGUCCAAGACACUCAAAAUUUUGUAUUGUCCAAUCAAAGAAUAUCACUAGAUUUAUUGAAGAGCAUAGACCAAGUUAUAAAACUAAAUCAGAGAGAGAUUCAAUUAAAUCUUCACUAUUAAAAGAAAAUAACUAUGGUGAAAGGUAUAGAACAAUUCAAGAAUUAUUAGAUAUUUACCCAAAUUUGAAAGAGUUAGUUUACAAUAUCAAUUUAUUAAUUUUCUCUGAUUUUAAUGAAUUAAGAUUUUGGGAUGAAAAAUUCUUUGAGCAGUUUAAUAGCGAAUUUUUAAAAUCAACAACUUCAUCAAAUGUUAAAAUUAAAAUUCGAAUUUUAUUAUACUGUGAACCAAAUUCAAAUAUUAAAACUAUUUCAACUAAAAAAUCAAUUUUAAAAUUUAAAAAUGAUAUAGAAAAUUCAAAUAAAAAAGUUCAAGUUGAUUUAUUGUAUUUAAAAGGUUUAGAUUCAAAUAUGGAAAAUCAAGAUGACAUCUUUCAAUUAAUUAAUAAUUUAACACCAAAGAAAUUAAUAAUUGUAAAUGAAAAAAAGAUAUUAAAUGGUGAAUUACAAGAAAUUCAAGAUAAGAAUAGUGGUGAUGGUGGUGGUGGUGGUUUCUUUUCACAUUCAAGUUAUUUAAAAGUAUUACAAAUAAACAAUAUAAAAAAAAUUAAAAUUAUAAAGGAUUUCAUGGAUCCAUUUGUAUUUAUCGGGAUAGAGAAUAAUAUACAAUUAAAAUCAGUUGAUAUAGGAUUUCAUUUUCAUGAAAUAUUAUUUCAUAUGAUUCGAUUAUUUAAACCUGUGAACAAAAAUAAUUCUUCUCAUUUGAUUGAAAAUUGCAAAAAUUUAAAAAAAUACAUUUCAAAUUCAGAUUUUUCAUUCCUAGAUAAAGAUGAUUUUUAUUGUUUUAAAUCAAUUUGUAAUGCUGAUGAAGAGGUUAUUCAACCUAUACAAUCAAUUUUUAGAGUGAGCCAUUGUAUAAAAGAUUGGGAAGAAAUGUGUCACUCAAUAUCAAUUUCUACAACUUUAAAAGAUUUAAAAAUUAAAGAGUUUUGUAAUAAAUUACAUUGCCAAAUUUGGAAAUCAAUUUCAUCCUACUCAAACAAAAAAAGUGAUGGUAUUACUGAUGAUGGUGAUGACGUAGGCGAUAGAGUUGAUUGUUGUUCUCAUGAUAAAAUACAUUAUCGUGACUGUAUUAAUGGAAAUGAAGUAAUGAAUAAAAUCCCAUUUUUCACUGACCCUUUUUCAUUAAUGAUUUCAAAUAACAAAUCAAUAGAGACUUUACACUUGGAAGGAAUGAAUGGGUUAUUAAAUGAAACUGUAUUAUCAUCAUUUAUUAAAAAUAAAUCUAUUAAAAAACUCUCUCUAAACUAUUCACUAUCUCAUUCAAAUUUAGAUUAUUUUUUAACAAAUGUAAUGCCACGAAACACCACGAUUAAACACUUGGAAAUUGUAUUAACUGAUAAAUUAUGGUGUGAUAAAAAUACUUGUUGUCCUAAUUCUUUAGCAAAUUUCAUUCAAACAAAUACAACAUUAUCCACUUUAAAAUGUCAAUUCUUUGAUACAAUAAUAGAUGAUUCAAAUGAUGGAGCUAAAAAACUAACAUUUGAAUCAUUAAUUAAUUCCAGUAAAAUACAAAAAAUAAACAUUUCAACUUAG
Molecule: messenger RNA, 1881 nt
Organism: Dictyostelium discoideum AX4
Lineage: Eukaryota; Evosea; Eumycetozoa; Dictyosteliales; Dictyosteliaceae
Exons: 1
Coding region: 1-1881 (626 amino acids)
Source: RefSeq, a predicted model, not a curated record